Anarrhichthys ocellatus (wolf-eel) is the source of this 2618-nucleotide messenger RNA. It is a transcript of the gene ccdc197, whose product is annotated as coiled-coil domain containing 197. NCBI's taxonomy places the organism in Eukaryota, Metazoa, Chordata, Actinopteri, Perciformes, Anarhichadidae. The transcript is spliced from 9 exons. The record is from RefSeq and is a predicted model, not a curated record. Bases 187 to 1533 code for a protein of 448 amino acids.
AUAACGGGGUGCAUCCCAAACCCUCUCUGGACUUCAGCAGAGUCUGGGGACUCGGUUCUCUGAAAUUAGAACGGAGUGAGCGCUCUUCAUGUUCUGCUCGUGCCGGACCUGUAACGAUCUCAUUUCUAUGCACACGUCGCUCUCAUUCAACUCAAUGAAACAGAAACCGCCCAUCUGGCAGUUGCCAUGACAACGGAGAAACGAUCCCUGCACAUUCCCUGUUGUCUCGCACGCGGUUCCAAGGAAACUGCAACACAAAUCCAGGAAAACAUCCGGAACGGACUUUCUGGUCUCGCCCGAACGUGGAAUAACUGCAGCACUUGUUUACUCAUCAGGAUUACUGGACAAUAUAUUUGCAAAAAAAACCAACAGCAAACAAACACGAUGACGUCCUCCCUGCCUAUCCUAAAUGACAGCAAGCCCCGACUGAGACUGACGGUGGAAAAAAGAAGAAACAUUUUUGUAACACAACUGAACGACACCAGACACAGAAAGGAGGAAAAUGUCAACUACCUACCUGUUGUGACAGAGACUUCCAGCAGAAUCCUUGAGGCAGGAGUGAACACUUUGCAAAAGACCUUGGUUCUGAAGAAACAGGGUGAGUUGGACAAAGUGAACCAGCAACUCGCACUCAAACGACAGGAGUUUAAGACCCGCGUGGAGGCUCUAGCUCAGAGAAGGUCUGAACUGGAACUAAAACAACAGCAGACUAAAGAGAGGGUGAUGAAGUUUGAGAAGUUUGUGGCUGAAAAUGAAGUGAAGCGACGCCGAGCGCUGAAGAAUUAUGAGGCUGCACUUGAGCUGAACAUUUCUAAACAGAGAGCGAUAGAAGAUCUGACAGAUCACCUGAAACAACUUAGAGCAAGAAAGCUAGUUUUAAAGGAGAGAAUGUCAAAAUACAAAAUCUAUGAGGACUACUUGAUGAAAACAAUAGAUCAUUUCCCCAGCACUUACCUUGAUCAUGGGGCUGAAUCUUUGGUGACGCCCAUCAUUCGGCGCCACGAGAUCCUGUCCAUCAGCCACCGGCAGCUGCUGCAGCGUUUGGGGCGUCUGGAGGAGGAGGUGGAGCAGGGCCAGCAACAACUGCUGAUCAUGAAGCAGCAGCACAGUAUUAAAACAAUGAUGGCCAAUAAGGAGCUGUCUGAACUCCAGAGUGAGUUAGAAACCCUCAAAGAGAAAAACAAGCAGGCAGAGGUUGACCUGCUGAUGAAACAAGGCCUGAACAGACAGAAGGUUGAAGAAGUGGGCCGUUUGAUUAUGGCAAUCAACAAUCUUGCAGAGCAGUGUUAUCUAUCAACAUAUGGACCACUGGAAAACAUGAACAUACUGACAAUGAUGGACAUGGUGAAGGAGUACAUCCUGGACAAGGCGGACACGGAGAGGAGAGCGAGGAGACUGAUGGAGUCUUCUGCCAUGACGAGUAGGACAGCUCCGACCGACAAAAGAGAGAGGGGGUCAAUGAAAAGCAUCGGCACUAAAACACAAAUUAAAAGUUCAAGUAAAGUCAGUAGAAAGAGUGAGACAAUGAGUUGAUGGGGCACGUUAACAACUUCACAUGGUGUCACUGCUUACAAUCUAAGUUUGCUGAGUGUGAACAUUCAUUUUGAAGCAGUAGUUUGACAAGAACAAGUAGAACAUGACAAGUAUGACAACCACGUCCGCUGAUGAGGAAUGGAGAUGCAGGGAAAUUAAAACUCUGGGAAAGGCAUAUAAGCAAACCUUGUGUUAAGAUAAUUUUGUCAUCAUCUAAAAGUGGUUUGAUUUUUGGGGUUUGUGUAACAGAGUUUCAGUGUUCAAAACUCUUAGUGAAAAAUGCUAUGCACCACGUUUUGCAUUUAACAUUUCAUAAAGAUUUUGAAAAUGUCUUUGGAACGUAAUCAUUGUUGCAUUUUAAAAUAAAAAUGUUUACAAUCAAAUGAUGCUGUCAGACAAGAAGUAACAAUUAGUAAGCAUCAAAACGGCCUAUGCAAUGGUACGUAUGCAAUUUCUAUCACAUUUAGAUUAUACAAACGACAGAGAAAAGAUCUGUAAUUUAAUGAGUAUUUGAAAUGAUGUAGAAUAAAUUAUUCUUUGUGAUAUUCUGUAUUUUCUAUUAUUAAAUCCUGUUCUUUUACUAAAUAAUAUAGUUCAGCAGAGAUAAUCUGACUUUCCUGUUAUAAAUCCGACACAUCGCGCAGGAACAAAUGCUGCAAUCAUUUACAUUUUCUGUUCCACAUAGUUUGUGUUUUUGCUCAACACGCCAAACAUUUGCAGCAAAGCAAAUUCCUGAAUCUGGCCUGCUCCAUGCUGUCAGACACUGCCUGCCCUGCAGGUUUUCAUAAAGCCCUUUAGUGCAGACAGUGGUCACCAAUUAGGUUGCAAUGCUACUCCUCCGGGUAAUGCGGUUAAAGUAGCAAAACAUGUUCAGUAAUAAUCUGGGUUGUUAGGCUGUGAGUACGUUUAGUAGCCUAUUGUAGAUAAGGAUCAUUUUAAAAUACCGUACUUGUACUUUACUUGAGUAUUUCCAUUUUUAUGCUACUACUUCACUUCAUUUCAGAGGUAAAUAUUAAACUUUUUACUCCACUACCAUGUUGUGACAGCCAUAAUUAGGCUACUUGUUACGUCAGAGAUUCAAAACG